AUAUUGACAGGAACUCUCGAGGCUGUCGAGGUAAAUCAAGAGUGUAUGAGCUAUCUUCCUCGGUACUGAUUAGUGUUGGCUUUAGCAUUUUGGUCAGCUUGACUACAUCGCUCAUGUCUCAAAUCGAUCGCCACCAUGUCUGAUAAAAAACCAUCCCCAACUCCAAUCUCUCCCUCGAUAGUAUCCUCAUCUGCUCCUAAAUCUUGCGAGGAAUCGAUCGACUCGGCAUCCCUUACCUCUCCUCAAAUCGACAAGGACCAACUUGCCCAGGCUCUUGAUAAAAUACAUACCUCCGCUAAGGAAAAAGAUGUCCUAACUACCUUUAACGACUUUGCGCCACCGCCAGAAUCUAUAGCUCCCACGGAAAACAAAGGAAUUGGGAGCGACCUUGUGCAAAAUGGCUUGAGCGGGCUCUAUUCUCGAUUUAAAGAGGCUGUUGGGGUUAGUGGGAAGGACAAAUCAGUGGUGAAUACAGGUACCAAAGAGAACUCCGAAUCGAUCGAUGGGGAUACCGCAUCGAAGAAGAGCUCGAGUACUAGCACCACAGGCCCGAAGCCUUCUACCUCUUUGCCGAGAGUUGAUACGGGCGCUACGAGUUUAACUUUCAAUUCAUCCCAGUCUGAGCCGAUGAACUCUAAUAUUGCUUCUUCAAGUGCAGCUCCGACUAGCGAAAGUCAAUCCCAGCAACCCCAGUCGACGAUGACUUCAUCUGUUACUAAUCUCAGUGGGGUUACGAUUUCAAAAUCCGCCUCAUUAAGUCGUCAAAACAUACCAAAUACGACAAAAGCGACAGCCUCCGUAGCGCCCGUACAUGUCAGCGCUUUCAAGGACGGUACCCGGGGUGCGUCGGCCAAGACUGAAGAUGGCGCAAGUAAAGGAGGCGGAAGAAGGAGUAUUAGCAGGUCAAACGAUGGGCAACAUAAUCCGGUCCCGGAGUUAUCGUCGAUAUAUGAUGCAUCCGAAAAUAAGCGUGCCUCUAACCCGGACAAGAUUGCAAUCCCUAGUCAUUCGAGGCGAGAGGAUGGAUUAAUUGUAGAUGGGCAUACCGAUUCUGCUACUAGUCCUAUAAAGAGAUCUAAUGUUGUGUCGCCUAUUUCUACGGCUCCUAAUCCGACUUCAUCGGACUCUUCCAUACAACCCCAGCCUGAUUUGCUUUCCCCUAGAGAUGCUAUCAGAAGACCCGCUCUAAUUGACCGGAUCACCCAUUCUAGAACUUCUGGCGAUCUUUCUAGGUCCUCUUCCUUAUCUAGAGGUACGACGGAACAUAGCCCCGUUAACACAUCUGCUCAUAACAGUGUUCAUCAUGGGUCAUUUGGACAAAUCCCCUCAACUCAACGGAUACGAUCCGGUGAGUACAGGAUUCCGGGCACGACUACUGAUGAGGGCGCUCCGGAAAUGGUCAACGCGCAAUUAGCUUCCAUGCGAAAACAAGUCUUAAGUAAAGACUUCUGGAUGGCAGAUGAGACUUGCAAGGAAUGCUUUCUAUGUGGUGCUCUGUUUACCGCUUUUCGCCGCAAACAUCAUUGUCGAACGUGCGGCUGCAUUUUUGAUAGCGGAUGUACGUCUAUAAUAUCUGGCCAGCGGUUUGGGGUUCAGGGGACACUCCGUGUAUGUACGCCUUGUCUGGGUAUCAUCCUCCAAAGACAAGAUGGCGCUGCGUCUGACGAUUCGGCCGACGAUUCAUUUCUCCCAGCAAUAUUCCGUGGUAGUCAAUCUAAGCGAGGGUAUUCGCCAUUCUCAAAAGCCGAUCGAGAUGAUGCUAGUAUCUCUGAGAGAACAGACGACCUUGACGAUGACAAGAGAUCAUUACCAAGUUCGUCUAGGUCUUUGAAGUCUAAUACCUCAGGCAGACCACAGUCUUCUAGCCAUAGACGCCACCAUUCGAAGCAUACUCUAUGGAAUCGCCUUAAACCAUCUCCAGAGCAAAGAGCACCGUUCCGAAAAUCCGCAACGGAAGAAGCAAGUAAAAAACCCGGACUGCAUGCUUUCCAUGACGACAAUGUUAUCGAUCCAGAUUUAGCGCCUUUCAUGUCGGACGAAUCUAGUGACGAUGAACAGAUGAGUAUUGCGGGGGCUAUGGCUGGAUCCGAAUUUCACGCGUCACCCGCAACGGAUUCUGAGAGGUCAAGUUUAGCGUACCUUAAUGCCGGGAGGAAACUUAGAAACCGAGCGCAAACGGACAAAAGCAUCAGUGGCGUAAGUUUUACUAGCCGUGGCCUGGACGAUUUUCAUCCAAGAUCCUCCAGACGACGAAACAUGAGUAUUGCUAGUGGGCAGCACGUUCGCUCUCCUCGACCUAAAUCGGCCGUGAUAAGGGGCCCGACUGGAUCAAAUGAGACACUUCCAUUAUUUGAUAGUCCAGGAGGGUCACCGCUACCACGCCCCACUCGGAGUUCUUCUAUGAAAGGAGAUAAAGAACCUCGAUUGGAACUUAACCCGGCGAGCUUGUUACACGUCCGGAAGCUCCUGCGACAAUUGCUUGAAGAUUCCAAGGUGCCAAACGUAAGCGCCUGGGAGAAGGCAUUAAUACCAAUCCUUUUAAAAUGUGCUUCAUCCGUUGAUCCUGAUAUCGAUAGAGGAGACGACAUCGAUAUUCGGCACUACGUCAAACUCAAGAAGAUUCCGGGAGGUAGGCCAAGUGAUACUUGCUAUGUCUCAGGCGUGAUAUUUACAAAGAAACUGGCCUUGAAGAGCAUGCCACGCCGCAUGCCUUGCCCUCGUGUUGUUAUUGUGUCUUUUCCGAUCGAAUACCAACGACAUCAACAACAAUUCAUGAGCCUCCAACCUGUUAUCGAACAGGAGAGAGAGUUUCUAAAACAGUUAGUGAAUAGGAUUAUAGCCCUCCGCCCUCAGUUGUUAUUAGCCGAGAAGAGCGUCUCAGGUCUUGCGUUACAAUUUCUUUGGGACGCGAAGAUCUCUGUUGCUUACAACGUGAAACCUUCUGUACUCUCAGCUGUUUCAAGAUGCCUAGAGACAGAGAUUAUCUCUUCUGUAGAUAUGUUGGCGCUUCCUCCGCAUCAGUUCCAGACAGGAAAGAGUUCGGGUUACGAGGUGAAAACGUUCGUCAAUGAGGAUAUUCCAGGUCGAAAGAAGACGUACAUCUUCUUGUCUAGCUUCCUAGAAGAUCUCGGUUGUACCAUUGCUCUCAGAGGUGCAUCUACGCCUAUUCUUGCGAAGCUCAAACACAUAACUGAGUUCAUGGUAUAUGUAGUGUAUAACCUCAAACUCGAGUCGUGUCUAUUGCGGGAUUUAUUAAUUCAGCUUCCUACCGAAGAAGAUAUAUCGAGAGGUUCCACUCAAACUACUGAUGGCAGUCAACCCUCAGUAGGUACUAAGGCCACAAUAGAUGAUGAUGCACAGAAAAAUAUGACUCAAGAUGAGAUGCCAUUAAGCCAAGAAGAUCAUUCUUCCGGGAAGGCAGUUGAAGCAUCGCCGGACAGCAAUAUACCACAAGAUCAACUUCUAUCAACCCAACCAGCCAGCGAGUUAAUUCCGAUCCAUGAAACACACUCUCGGGCACCUCACGACAGUUCUGUUCCGGAAGAUGUUCCUAUGCCAACCUUUUACAGUGAUAUGGUGGCCAAGUAUCAAACAAGAAUCCUCUCUGUGUCGCCGUUCGUUAAAUUCGCACCACCAUAUCUACUUAUGAAAGCUCGGGAGCAGGAAAGAAAGCUAGCUCACUUAAAGCGGUUGCGGGAUCAAGAUGUAAUUGAGGAGCGCCGCGCAGACAACGAAAAGUCUAAUCCAUCAAAGUUCCAGCUCAUUAAACCGGAAAUGGUUCUCGAGACGAGCCAUAACGCCCCUAGACAGAUUAGGGAAAUUCUUCAUGCUGUCCACGAUGCUGAAUACGACAGGGCUCUCUACAACUAUCAAACGCAAGCAAGACAAUGGGAAAACUACAUCAAGGGCAAUAUUGGGCUUUUCGAACCUUAUGCCCACCAGAACAUAGUUGUCCUACAUUCUGUCAUCUGUACUGAAACUAAGAUCCCGUGUUUAGAGCCGAAUCUGAUCGCACUUGGCUUUUACGAUGAGCAUGUCGAUAGAAGCAGUGGUAUGGAUCCUGAUUGUACUUUGGGACAAUACAUUGAAGAUAUCUGCUAUGGCGCCGACUCAACCUGCGAAUCGAAUGGAUGCGAUCGCAAAUUGUAUGAGCAUCACCGAACGUACGUUCAUGGCGAAGCACGAAUUACUAUAUUCAUUGAGCAAGAUACCAGAGACCGACGCCACGAAGACAGUAUCAUGAUGUGGAGCUACUGUAAGCAUUGCAAACGAGAAACCAGCGAAACGGAAAUGUCAAGAGGGGCAUGGAAGUAUUCAUUUGGAAAAUAUUUAGAACUAUCAUUUUGGAGUAGGGGUACCACUCUAGUCAAAGACGAGAAUCUAGGGGGCUGGGACUGUCCUCACGACCACCAUCGCGAUCAUAUACGACACUUUGGGUUGAACGGCAAGGUUGUACGCGUCCAUUACGAGCCAAUUGACCUCUUAGAAAUCAUUGUACCUCGAGCUAGGAUUACUUGGAAUGUUGGGCAUGAUCUCAACAUGAAAAACGAAAUAUUUCUAAAUGCUCAAGAGCGUUGGACGCGGUUCACGACAUCUGUCAAAUUACGACUAAAAGCCAUUAAUACCGAGAGUAUUAUCCCUGAAAAGGCCGAACAAUGCAAGGCAGAAAUGGACCGGUUGUGGAAAAAAAUACACGAUGAUCACACCUCGCUUAUUCGGAAGCUUCAGGAUAAAUAUAUGGAAUCUAAAUAUUACGAGGUAAUUCCAUUUAAUAUAGUUUUACGAGAGAUGCUCGUGAAGGUGGCCGAAUGGGAUGCCGCUUUUUCCAAGUUCGAAGCCGAUUUUCUUCCUUCUGACAAGGAUAUUCGAAAGCUAACUAUGAUUCACCUUCGUAAAAUGUUCACGGACGAAUCAAAGGAAUCUCUUAAUAGCAAUGAAGUCCAAAACGAAGCCACCGAUAACACAGAAGAAAAUACCCAGACGAGUACGCCGGAAAGCGACCCCAAGCAGGAUACUCAACAAUCAGAAGCUACUACUGAUGCUUCCCAGCUCGAUACAAUCCAAGAAAAAACCCCGCUAGAUGUACCGCCUCAGGAAGAAACUCUGGAGAGGAUUGAGCCACUGGAUCUUGCGACACCGAAAUCACCCGUACCCAGCAGUUCCUCCCCAAGCAAACAGGAUAAUAACGUCGAUAGUCAGGAAGUAUCAGUACCAAAUAUCACAGAUACAGUCUCAGCAUCAUCCCCCGAGGUUGCGCCACGGUUGGUAACAAGCACGGUACCGCCUAUGUCACUAGCUGAGCAAGUUGAACAACUUCGUCGACAACAGCAGUCGUUGGUUCCUGAAAGUACGAAGAACGAGCGGUUUGGGACCGCUGGAGGGCCUCAGGGGACGACGCCGGAGCGCAGCUCAUCCCGUAGGAUAGGAUCAAACGUUUCGCCACCUAUGGUACGCGCCAUAUCACACCCUGUGAAUAGCGUUCCGACCUUGCCCCGCCUACAUUCUGCAGUAGGUAAAAAGAUGUUUAGUACCAACAAGGACAAAGAUAAAGACAAGGGAUCUUUUCCGGAGGUGACAAGCGGAAGCGAAAUCAGGAAGGCUGCUAGCGAAUCCGCUAAAAGCGAGAAGAAGCUUUUUAGUAGUCUCCGGCCGCACCGCAAGGGUAACCAGUCGUCUAUCCCCCGUUUUAUUGGAAAGAAAGACUCUAGGGUGUCUACCAUUCGUAAGCAUUUCGAACAGCUCAGUCGUGAGUUCGAGAAAGAGCGUGAAAAAGAUCGUGAAAAACGAAAACUAAGAAUGUCUCAUUCGAGGCCUUUCCUCCAGCAUUCCACGACUAAAGCUAUAGUUGAGGUUUACGAAGACGUGGAUGAGGCCGUACUGGAACCAGGUCCUGCUGAGGAUGAGCAUGCAACCGCAUCGGGAUCAGUUGAUCCUAGAUCAAAGAAUCAAUUAGGAAUGCAAGACCAUCCGCAAGGAAAUGAGGCUGUCGAAGCGCCAGCAGAGGACAGACAAUCUCCAAAGGAUGACCAUCAACAUCGAGAUGAAAUUGCGACUGAAGGUGAAACUGACGACCAGGCGCACAACAAUAGUCCAGGACCCACAGAUGAUGAGCAAGGGGAAAGCGACACAGAGCAUUCGUUGAUCGAUGGUACAACGCUUGAACAAAUUGCCGAGUCGUUUGACUCCAGCGCGGAGAUUCCCACAGAACUUCCCAAGCAGGACAAGAAUAACUUCAUGAAGGUACUCACUAAUUUUUGGAAUGAGCGCUCAGCUAGCCUGUGGCCUGGGCUAGAUUACCCCCUAAAUGCAGCUGACCAUAUUUUCAUUGAUUCUGACAUCAUUGUCCGGGAAGAUGAGCCAAGCUCGCUCAUUGCGUUCGCCUUGAGCUCCGAGGAUUAUAAAGAGAAACUUCGCACAUUUUAUCGCAAGAAGGGUAGUGAGAGCGUUGCAGCCUCGGCGGGGACAGAUACAGAGGACGACGCACAUUCUGAGGUAUAUUCAAACAUAGAGGAAGAUAUCACCGAAAGUCAACUGGAAACUAAACUCGUCCAUACUACGAGUUCCCAUUACAAGUAUCAAUUUACCGAAGGAACGGCGAAAAUGCUGGUUAAAAUCUUCUAUGCCGAACAGUUCGACGCUUUACGACGGAAAUGCGGUGUCGCCGACCGCAUCAUCGAGUCUCUGUCCCGGUGUUUAAAAUGGGAUUCCAAAGGUGGCAAGACGAAAUCAGUUUUCUUGAAGACUCUAGACGACCGGUUGGUAAUGAAGUCUUUGUCGCCAGUGGAGACGGCUGCUUUUUUGAAGUUUGCACCAGCGUAUUUCGGUUUGAUGGCGGAGGCGCUUUUCCAUGAUCUCCCGUCAGUAAUUGCCAAGAUGCUAGGGUUCUUUCAAAUCACUAUCAAAAACCCGGUAACCAACACGGAGAUCAAACUGGACUUGCUUCUUAUGGAAAACUUAUUCUACGAUCGGGCUCCUUCGAGGAUCUUCGACUUGAAGGGUUCGAUGAGAAACCGAAAGAUCCAGGUGACUGGAGAGCGUAACGAAGUUCUUCUCGAUGAGAAUAUGGUGGAAUAUAUUUACGAAUCGCCGCUUUUCGCGAGGGAACACUCGAAGAAAACUUUGCGUGACUCAGUCUGGAACGAUACGCUAUUUUUAGCCCGACAGAACGUCAUGGAUUACUCUCUGAUGAUCGCCGUGGACGAGAUACAGAAAGAGUUGGUGGUAGGUAUCAUUGACUGCAUUCGAACGUACACAUGGGACAAGAAACUUGAAAGCUGGAUCAAGGACCGCGGCUUCGCGGGCGGCGGUCGUAAUAAACCAACCGUAACCAGCCCGAAGGAAUACAAGUCGAGAUUUAGAGAGGCUAUGGCCAGAUACAUUCUCGAAGCACCGGAUUGCUGGCACCAGCCCAGUGUGCCGCUCCUAGUAUCGAGACCCCACCGAGAGGAAGCGAAUGCUGCAAGAAGGGACGAAGAAGCAACGGAUGUAGGUGCAACAUAGGUAUUGCGUCUUCGUAGGCUUACUAUAGGAUGAUGAGCGGUAUUUUGUAUGAAUGGUAUAUAUGACGUUAACCAUGAAACGAGUUCACGAGGCGUUUUGCAAGAGAUAUGGUAUACGGAUGAGCAUGGGGCAACCUGACCUCCUCACUACGGGAAUAGCGAGACGCGGAUAAGCGAAAGCAGUUCGAGAUAAGAGCGCGGAAGGUCUCCCUUCAUCUUUUGAUAGCGAAUACCCAUUUUAGGUAGUAAUAGGCAUAACAGUCCAUGUCGUACCUAUAAUUAUAAUAACG
This is a messenger RNA of Daldinia vernicosa, 7789 nucleotides long. RefSeq lists its product as uncharacterized. Gene Ontology annotation, biological process: phosphatidylinositol phosphate biosynthetic process. The transcript is spliced from 3 exons. Gene Ontology annotation, molecular function: 1-phosphatidylinositol-3-phosphate 5-kinase activity; metal ion binding; ATP binding. The record is from RefSeq and is a predicted model, not a curated record. Gene Ontology annotation, cellular component: endosome membrane; fungal-type vacuole membrane. The coding region runs from base 136 to 7500 and encodes 2454 amino acids. NCBI's taxonomy places the organism in Eukaryota, Fungi, Ascomycota, Sordariomycetes, Xylariales, Hypoxylaceae.